This is a messenger RNA of Acanthosepion pharaonis, 2625 nucleotides long. Lineage: Eukaryota; Metazoa; Mollusca; Cephalopoda; Sepiida; Sepiidae. The record is from the annotation of a GenBank genome assembly.
AUGCCUGUACCAUUCCUCUUUGCUGCUAUUCUUCUUCCGCCUCACCCUAACUGUAAUCUGAAUCUUACAACUUUUUCUUCAUUUUUCUCCCUUUCUUUUUAUCUACCUUUCAAUGGCAUUCUGCAUUGCUUUCCUUAUUUUUCAACCUUAUCUUCCGGAGAACUUCUUUCUUUCUUUCUUUCUUUCUUUCUUUCUUUAUUUAUUUAUUUCUAUCUUUCUUUCUUUCUUUCUUUCUUUCUUUCUUUCUUUCUUUCAAUGCUUCCGGACAACUUCUUUCUUUCUUUCUUUCUUUCUUUCUUUCUUUCUUUCUUUCUUUCUUUAUUUAUUUAUUUCUUUCUUUCUUUCUUUCUUUCUUUCAAUGCUUCCAGACAACUUUUUCUUUUUUUUCUUUCUUUCUUUCUUUCUUUCUUUCUUUCUUUCUUUCUUUCUUUCUUUCUUUCUUUCUUUCUUUCAAUGGAAAUCUGCAUUCUUUUCAUUAUUUUUCAACCUUAUCUUCCGGUAACUUUCCUUUCUUCCUUCCUUCUUUCCUUCCUUCCUUCCUUCCUUCCAAUGGUAUUCUGCAUUGUUUUCCUUAUUUUUCAACCUUAUCCUCCGGACAACUUUUUCUUUCUUUCUUUCUUUCUUUCUUUCUUUCUUUCUUUCUUUCUUUCUUUCUUUCUUUCAACCUUUCCUUCUUUCUUUCAUUAUCCAUUCAUCCAGUCUUUCUUUCUUUCCUUCUUUCUUUCUUUUAUCCCUUCAUCCAGUCUUUCUUUCUUUCCUUCAUUCUUUCUUUUAUCCAUUCAUCCAGUCUUUCUUUCUUUCCUUCUUUCUUUCUUUCUUUCUUUCUUUCUUUUAUCCAUUCAUCCAGUCUUUCUUUCUUUCCUUCUUUUUUUUUCUUUUAUCCUUCAUCCAGUCUUUUUCUUUUUCUUUCCUUCUUUCUUUCUUUUAUCCCUUCAUCCAGUCUUUCUUUCUUUCCUUCUUUCUUUCUUUUAUCCAUUCAUCCAGUCUUUUUCUUUCUUUCUUUCUUUCUUUCUUUCUUUCUUUCUUUCUUUUAUCCCUUCAUCCAGUCUUUCUUUCUUUCCUUCUUUCUUUCUUUUAUCCAUUCAUCCAGUCUUUCUUUCUUUCUUUCUUUCUUUCUUUCUUUCUUUUAUCCCUUUAUCCAGUCUUUCUUUCUUUCAUUCUUUCUUUCUUUUAUCCAUUCAUCCAGUCUUUCUUUCUUUCUUUCUUUCUUUCUUUCUUUCUUUCUUUCUUUCUUUCUUUUAUCCAUUCAUCCAGUCUUUCUUUCUUUCUUUCUUUCUUUUAUCCAUUCAUCCAGUCUUUCUUUCUUUCCUUCUUUCUUUCUUUUAUCCAUUCAUCCAGUCUUUCUUUCUUUCUUUUUUUUCUCUCCAUUUCUUUUCUUUCUUUCUUUUCUUAUCCCUUCAUCCAGUCUUUCUUUCUUUCAUUCUUUCUUUCUUUUAUCCCUUCAUCCAGUCUUUCUUUCUUUCUUUCUUUCUUUCUUUCUUUCUUUCUUUUUUUUAUCCAUUCAUCCAGUCUUUCUUUCUUUUAUCCAUUCAUCCAGUCUUUCUUUCUUUCCUUUCUUUCUUUCUUUUAUCCAUUCAUCCAGUCUUUCUUUCUUUCUUUUUCAUUUCUUUUUCUUUUUUUAUCCCUUCAUCCAGUCUUUUCUUUUUUUUUCUUUCUUUUCAUUUCUUUUCUUUCUUUCUUUCUUUUAUCCAUUCAUCCAGUCUUUCUUUCUUUCUUUCUUUCUUUCUUUCUUUCUUUCUUUCUUUUAUCCAUUCAUCCAGUCUUUCUUUCUUUCCUUCUUUCUUUCUUUUAUCCAUUCAUCCAGUCUUUCUUUCUUUCUCUUUCUUUCUUUCUUUCUUUUAUCCCUUCAUCCAGUCUUUCUUUCUUUCAUUCUUUCUUUCUUUUAUCCAUUCAUCCAGUCUUUCUUUCUUUCUUUCUUUCUUUCUUUCUUUUAUCCAUUCAUCCAGUCUUUCUUUCUUUCUUUCUUUCUUUCUUUCUUUCUUUCUUUCUUUCUUUAUCCAUUCAUCCAGUCUUUUUCUUUCUUUCUUUCUUUUAUCCAUUCAUCCAGUCUUUCUUUCUUUCCUUCUUUCUUUCUUUUAUCCAUUCAUCCAGUCUUUCUUUCUUUCAUUCUUUCUUUCUUUUAUCCCUUCAUCCAGUCUUUCUUUCUUUCUUUCUUUUAUCCAUUCAUCCAGUCUUUCUUUCUUUCUUUCUUUCUUUCUUUUAUCCCUUCAUCCAGUCUUUCUUUCUUUCAUUCUUUCUUUCUUUUAUCCAUUCAUCCAGUCUUUCUUUCUUUCCUUCUUUCUUUCUUUUAUCCCUUCAUCCAGUCUUUCUUUCUUUCAUUCUUUCUUUCUUUUAUCCAUUCAUCCAGUCUUUCUUUCUUUUUUUCUUUCUUUCUUUCUUUCUUUCUUUCUUUUAUCCAUUCAUCCAGUCUUUCUUUCUUUUUUCUUUCUUUCUUUCUUUCUUUCUUUCUUUCUUUCUUUUAUCCCUUCAUCCGGUCUUUCUUUCUUUCUUUCAUCCAGUCUGUCUUUCUUUCUUAAAGGCUUUUUUAAUUUUUUCAUUCUUUUCUCUUUUCAUGUCCUUUUUUCUUUUCAUUUUCUUCAUUCCUCUUUCCUUUUAUUUCUACCUCCUUUCAUAAUUUUCUUUUAA